CCUAUUUUAUCUACACACCCAAAACCAAACUUCUCUACACAUGUCUAUUGUUAUACAAAAAUCAACUCGACCUUCGUAAAAAUAAUCAAAAUCCCUUUUCAUUUCUAAAUCAAUCUUUUGUUUCUGCCAUUUUAAGAAGCGAAAAAAAGAAGAAGAAGGUUUUAACUACACUAAAAUGUGUGGUGGUGCAAUUCUUGCUGAUAUCAUUCCUCGCCGUGACCGCCGUGUAUCAUCCACCGAUUUAUGGCCAAGCUCUGCAGAUUUCUGGCUAAAUUCUUCAUUUUCAAAGCCACUCUCCACCGAAAAUGUUCCUUCCAAGAACAAACGAGCUCAACCCUCUACAGGUAGUGAGCAGAUCCAGAAAACAAAGAAGAGGCAAAGGAAGAAUCUUUACCGGGGAAUCCGACAAAGGCCAUGGGGUAAAUGGGCAGCUGAAAUCCGUGACCCGAGAAAAGGUGUCCGGGUUUGGUUAGGUACUUUCAACACUGCUGAAGAGGCUGCUAGAGCUUAUGACAAAGAAGCUCGUAAAAUCAGGGGCAAAAAAGCCAAAGUUAAUUUCCCUAUCGAGGAAGAUCAGUCCAGUCAUCAACAACCUCGUCAUAACAUUGUUUACGAAUCAUAUGAUCUGUCAAAUACUAACUGUUAUGGCUUCUACUCGGUCGAAAACAAUGAACCUGUUAUGGAAUAUCCAAUUAUAGCUAACAAAAGUACUUCAUGUGAGGAGCAAAAAGCAGAGAAUAACGAAGUGUUGAAAUUGUCUGAAGAGCUUAUGGCUUAUGAGUCAUUGAUGAAGUUUUAUGAGAUACCUUAUGUUGACGGGCAAUCAGUGACAGCUCAGGCGGGGGAGGCCGUGGUGGGUGGUGGCUCGAUGGAUCUUUGGAGUUUCGAUGAUGCAGUUCAACAGUGUCCAUAACCUAGUUAUAAUAUUGAAGUUUGAUUAAUUUUGUUAAAAUUGUUGCAUCUUUCAUUUUUCGAUUUAGGAGUGUAAUUUUAAUCAAUUGUGUAAAACUAUGUUUG
Lycium ferocissimum is the source of this 1017-nucleotide messenger RNA. RefSeq names its product ethylene-responsive transcription factor ERF071-like. The transcript is spliced from 2 exons. NCBI's taxonomy places the organism in Eukaryota, Viridiplantae, Streptophyta, Magnoliopsida, Solanales, Solanaceae. Gene Ontology annotation, molecular function: DNA binding; DNA-binding transcription factor activity. Bases 176 to 913 code for a protein of 245 amino acids. Gene Ontology annotation, biological process: regulation of DNA-templated transcription; ethylene-activated signaling pathway. The record is from RefSeq and is a predicted model, not a curated record.